This is a messenger RNA of Theileria equi strain WA, 645 nucleotides long. RefSeq names its product thymidylate kinase, putative. Gene Ontology annotation, cellular component: mitochondrion; cytosol; cytoplasm. Lineage: Eukaryota; Apicomplexa; Aconoidasida; Piroplasmida; Theileriidae. The transcript has 7 exons. The record is from RefSeq and is a predicted model, not a curated record. Gene Ontology annotation, molecular function: ATP binding; dTMP kinase activity. The coding region runs from base 1 to 645 and encodes 214 amino acids. Gene Ontology annotation, biological process: dUDP biosynthetic process; dTTP biosynthetic process; dTDP biosynthetic process.
AUGGACGACAAUCCCACUGCCGUCAAGGGCAAAUUGAUUGUCUUUGAGGGAAUUGACAGAUCAGGCAAAACAUCGCAAAUAAAGUUAUUAUCAGAGAGACUCACAUUAGAAAAUAUACCUCAUCAAACGAUAGGAUUCCCAGAUCGAAGUACUAGAAUCGGAUCACUACUGGAGGAUUACCUGAAACGCAAAGAUGAAGAAAUGCCUAGACAAGCCUUGCACUUGUUAUUCUCCGCAAAUAGAUGGGAGAACAUGAGCAGAAUCGCAAAAUUGUUGGAAUCCGGCACACACGUUUUACUGGAUAGAUACGCAUAUUCGGGGAUUUCUUAUUCUGUAGGCGCUGAGGGUUUGAAUUUUGAUUGGUGUAAAGUACCAGAUUGUGGAAUUGUUGAACCAGAUGUUGUUUUCUUUAUGAACGUUUCGGCACAAAACACUUGUACUAGGAGCAGUUUUGGUGACGAGAUUUAUGAAAAGGUCAAGACUUUGGAAAAGGUGUAUGACGUUUUCAGACGCUUCGAUAAUUUGCCGUAUUGGCGUGACAUAGACGCUUCAGAUGAUCCAAGUGUAAUUCACGAAAAGAUCUACAAAACUACAAUGGAGAUAAUAAAGGGUCCGGAUCGACCAUUAACCAAAUUAAAAUUCUGA